This is a messenger RNA of Pogona vitticeps (central bearded dragon), 995 nucleotides long. The record is from RefSeq and is a predicted model, not a curated record. Lineage: Eukaryota; Metazoa; Chordata; Lepidosauria; Squamata; Agamidae.
CUGGACACAGAAAUGAUGCCAACAUGGAAUCUGCCAACAGGAGUGUGGUGAAGAUGUUCGUCAUCCUGGCAUUCCCUGCUUCUCCACAGCUCCGCAUGCUGGCUUUCACCCUCAUCUUGUUGACAUACAUCCUCACUAUCACGUCCAAUAUGGUCAUCAUUUCAGUUAUCAAGGCAAACCGUAAACUACAGCGCCCCAUGUACUACUUCCUUGGCAAUUUCUCAUUCAUGGAGAUCUGGUACACUACUUCCACGGUGCCGAAAAUGCUAGAAAGCUUCCUGGGCGGUGGAAGUCCAAUCACUGUGGCAGGCUGCAUUGCUCAGCUCUACCUUUUCUUUGCUUUGGGCUCCACUGAGUGUUUUCUUUUGGCUACUAUGGCUUAUGACCGCUUCUUGGCCAUAUGCCACCCUCUGCAUUAUCCAGCCCUUAUGAAUCUACAAACAACCACCUGGCUAGUUACAGCAGCCUGGGUGGGCGGUUUCCUAGCUCCUUUGCUCCCAAUUGUAUUGAUAUCCCAGCUCUCAUUUUGUGGGCCAAAGGUGAUCCACCACUUCUUUUGUGAUGCAGGACCCCUCUUGAGGCGGUCCUGUGACAAUGCCUUACUCAGCUCUACCAUGGUCUCAGUGCUAGCUUCUCUUGUCAUCCUCAGCACCUGCUUACUCACCAUGAUAUCCUACACCUUCAUAAUCUCAACCAUCCUCCACAUCCCAUCAGCCACUGGAAGGCGGAAAGCCUUCUCUACCUGUGCCUCACACCUCGCAGUGGUAGUAAUUUACUAUGCUACGGUUAUUUUCAUAUAUGUACGACCCAUCUCUCCUUCAUCCUCAGAGCUGGACAAGGUGGCAUCCUUCUUUUAUGCAGUUGUUACUCCACUGCUCAAUCCAAUGAUCUAUAGCUUAAGGAACAAGGAGGUUAAAGAAGCUCUGAAGAUGAUGGUGGGCAACAGACAAAUGUUUGUGAAGAAAACCAGAACUCUGUCAAUGGAUUGUUUAUAA